UUUUAUAAGGCGGGACGCCAUAUUCUGCAGCCCCCCAAAAUUGGGAUCAUCUGUUAGUCUUGACAAAGAGGCUGAACGUGACACUAAGGUGUGUUUAUUAUGUCAAAAGCAUGAAUGAUUGUUUACGCCGAAUUGCAGGUUUGAAUAGCCCGGCCUCCCCAGCUCUAAAAAAACACGGACACUUCCUACAACAACCAUGCCCUGCAAAAUAGCACGGACAUAGGUUGUCCUAUUGAUGUUGACUCACUCUGCUUUGAGCUGCACCGAGGAGCAGUGUCAAGCAGGCUAUUAUGCCCAAAAAUGCCCUGCAAACACCAAUACUCAAACCCACAACUGCGUCAAAUGUCCUGUGGGUUCAUUCACUGAAGUAAUCAACUCUGUAGAGGAGUGUAACCGAUGUAGUGUAUGUAAAGAAAAUCAAGUGCAAACGCAGGCCUGUGUUUCCAACAAUGAUACAAAGUGUGUUUGCCAAGACGGAUACUACCAGGAGAACCCUGAGUCUUUGUGUAAACUAUGUGUUAAUGACUGUAAGGAUUCUAAAGACUGUGUGGCCAGAUGCCCCACUACUACCACCACCACCUUCACAACCCAAAAAGAAAACUCAAGCUUUACCAUAUCACCAAACCCAUACAAAAGCCAAAUCUCUGAAGAUCUCAGUUUCUCCAAGAUGAUUCCCCUGAUCAUUCUGUUGACUCUGGUUGUCACUGGCAUCCUGAUUUUUAUUGGGAUCUACCUCACUACUUCAAGAAAAUCUUGUUUGAGAAGGGAGAAGGACUUGGAGUUAUCUGCAAAGGGCCUCCAACACAACGCAGGAAACCCCGAGAUAACAUCCAUGUCUGUCUUUCAAGCAGAUCAGCCUUGUCCUGUAAUAACUUCAACCACUCAGUCCAGGACAGAACAUCUAAUCCAUGUGACACCUUUGCUGCAUAAUCCACAAGUAGGAAUCCCCAGGCAAGAGUCCCAACCCGACCGCAUCCCCCCCACCAUUCUCUACGCCAUCAUAAAGGAGGUGCCGUUGCGCCGCUGGAAGGAGUUCCUCCGCCUGCUGGCGGUGCCCGAGCGCCAGAUGGAGCGGGUGGAGCUGGAGGCCGGCAUGGUCACCGGCUCCCUGGAGAGGCAGUACUUGAUGCUGCGGCUGUGGAGCCAACGACCGGCCGCCACUCUGGACCACGUCUACUCGGCCCUGCAGUACAUGGAGCUGGCCGGGUGCGUCCACCAGCUGCAGAGCAGCCUGGACCAGAUGCAGUGGUGCACCGGGGCUGGCCGGCUAGUCACCCAGCCUGUGACGUCACCGCAGCCUCACAGGAUUAUGGAGACGUGGGUGACACCAAACUGUGAUGGUGGCAGUUUUAGGGCGUCCAUGUUUGGUACAGUGUCAUAGGACCUCAGACACACUGCCGUUGGUAAUAAACGGUUCUGUGUCUACAUAA
This is a messenger RNA of Osmerus eperlanus (European smelt), 1430 nucleotides long. Its product is annotated as tumor necrosis factor receptor superfamily member 1A. Gene Ontology annotation, biological process: signal transduction. Lineage: Eukaryota; Metazoa; Chordata; Actinopteri; Osmeriformes; Osmeridae. The coding region runs from base 236 to 1381 and encodes 381 amino acids. The transcript has 9 exons. Gene Ontology annotation, molecular function: protein binding. Gene Ontology annotation, cellular component: plasma membrane. The record is from RefSeq and is a predicted model, not a curated record.